ACUCUUGAAAGCAUGAGAGAGAGAGGUAGAGCGAGAGAGAGAGGUGGUGAUCGCCGGGGCUGGGAAAGAAGGACGGUACAGAGUAUUGAGCAUGCAAGAUCCAGCAGAAGAUGUCAGCAGAGAUGGACCGAAACAGUGGAAUAGAGGAGAACAGAUUAUGCCAAGAUCAACAACAGAAGCGGAGGAUAGGAGAAACAUACGACAGGGGCUUGUUCAAACAAGCCACACCUUAUUUCUUCACAAAUUUCCCAGAUGAAUGGUGUCAUGCAGAUAUGUGGAGAACUUUUUUGAAGUUUGGAAGAGUGUUUGACAUAUACUGUCCAAAAAGGAAAAGCAGAAACGGACGAAGGUUCGGCUUCGUAAGGUUCUUGGACGUGAAGGACAAGAGAGAGUUGGAAAGGCAACUGGACCAAAUUUGGGUAGGAGACCGAAAAUUAUGGGUGAACUACCCACGUUAUGAAAAUUCUCAGAAACAGAAACAGGGAGGGGAAUUCAGAGACAAUCAAGGAGCACACCUAAGAACACAGAAUAGAAGCUAUGCGGAAGCAGUAAAGGGUCAACAAGAAGAAAAGAAAGAAGAGAAGACAAGAACACAGCUGCAGAACAACCAUAGUUGGCCCGGGAAGAACAGAAGCAGAAAUACUCACUUGGAUGGCAUCAACGACAACAGGAAAAUUUGGAAAGAAAAAGGAGUGGGAGAAAAAUGGUCGGGAAUAGAAUACAAUACCAACUCAAAAGAUGAAAAAUGGCUCGAAGGUUGUUAUGUGGGGGUCGCACACUCCGUCAAAAUGGUACGGAACUUGCAGGAAAAAUUCUAUAUGGAAGGAUACUUUUGGUGCCGCAUCAGAGCAAUGGGAGGCAAAAUGGUGUUACUUGACAGUGAUGACAAAGAAGAGUUGAAGGACUUGGUGGAGAUGGCUUCAGAGUGGCUAGCACAAUGGUUCGAAGGUGUUAAUCUGUGGACUCCAAACAUGGUUGCUACAGAGAGAUACGCAUGGAUUAGAUGCCAGGGGGAGGCUAUAGCAGAGGAAGAACAGGCAAACGAAGAAGAUGGUGAAUCAGAAAAUGAAGAUAAUGACGUGGCAAGCGAGGGUGUGAGGAUCAACGGUAAAAUUAGAAAUAAAGAUGAACAGAAGAAGGAAAUGACAGCACAAGGGGGGAUUGAUAAUAGUGACCAAUUUCAAAUUUUGAAUGAAGAUGAGGGUAGUGUAGGGACAGAGGGGCUGAUGCAAAAGCAUGGGAAAGCUGCAGAGGUAGACGUGGCUGAAGAAGUAAAAGAAGCUCAAGUGGGCCAAUACUGGAAAGGGCAUGAGACUGACGAGGCUCGGUUGCAGAAAUGGAUGAAGGACAGAACGGAGUCAAAACCAAAGAAGAAAAAGAAGAAAAUCAGUUUGUGUAGCACGGUGUACCGAAAAUCAGCAAACGUCGGUAGAGGAAGACUGAGGAUGGGAGGCAGAGGAAAAAACAGAAAGACGCAAAUGGGGGGGAGAACAGAGCCGGAGUUUAUUGCAAGCCCAAAUGACGAAAUUGCAGAUGACUCAAUUGGGGAUAGUGGGAUUCAGAAUUGCAACAGAUUAUUGCAGAAGCAAAUGAGAAAUCAACUUGCAAAGGAGAUCUGGGAGUUGGCAAAGCAAUUAGGGGUCACGGCUGAGAAUGAGGAAGAGGUUAUGAGUCGUAUAGAAGAAAUGGAGAGCAGAGAUAGACAAUCAAAGGCAAGCAUGGUGAACCAAGAUGCGGGUGACGCAGAGAAGGGAGAUAACUAUAUAGGGGUGUAUGGAUUAUGGGGAAAGGAACAAACUCCCGUGUAUAUAGUUAAUGUUUACUCAUCUUGUAUACUGGCGGGCAAAAGGGCAUUAUGGGAGGAAUUAUUGAAAUUGAUUAAUAGCAGGAAAGGGAAUUGGUGUUUGGGGGGAGAUUUUAAUGCAAUAAGAAGUGUGGAGGAGAGAGCAGGAAGUAAUGGGGUGUCCAAAGAAAUGGAGGAAUUCAACAGUUUCAUCCAUGAUGCAGGAUUAGUGGAUUUGCCAUUGACGAGGAGGAAGUAUACCUGGUACAAUUCCAAUGGACUAUACAUGAGCAGGAUUGACAGAUUUUUAUUAUCGGAAGAAUGGCUUAUGAAAUGGGGUGAUAUAAGGCAAUGGGGGUUAAAGAGAACAGUGUCUGACCACUGCCCCAUAUUACUUAAGGAAGAGAAGGUUGAUUGGGGGCUCAAACCAUUCAAGUUCUUCGAUGCUUGGCUGGAACAACCGGGGUGUGUGGAGAUGAUCCGAAAUGUGUGGAAUACAACUGAGAUUAAGGGCUGGAAGGGAUAUAGGCUUAAAGAGAAAUUGAAGAAAACAAAGAAAGCUUUAAAGGAGUGGAGUGGUAUCUCCAGGCCACAACUGGACAAAAAAAUAAAUGAAGCUGAAAUGGAGAUAGCUGCACUGGAUAGCAAAGAUAAGGGCAAAAGGUGUGUGGGAGUGGCUAAAAUAAGGGAGCAGGUUGCUCAAUAUUUUGAGGAGAUGUUUGCAGAAGAAAAAUGGCAAAGACCAAAACUCGAUGGCAUUAAAUUCAAACAAAUCUCCCAGGCAGACAAUAACCUUCUAACGGCACCGUUCAAUGAGGAGGAAAUUAAGAGUGCAGUGUGGGAUUGUGACUCUACAAAAUCUCCAGGACUAGAUGGGUUCAAUUUUAAAUUCAUAAAGACCAUGUGGGAGGAUUUAAAAUUAGAUGUAGUUGGGUUUAUCCAGGAAUUCCAUGAGCAAGGUAGACUGGUUAAAGGAUCAAACUCCUCAUUCAUUGCGUUGAUACCAAAAGUUGAGAACCCUCAAAGAAUUGAAGAGUUCAGACCCAUCUCACUUAUCGGAGUCAUGUACAAGAUUGUAGCAAAGCUGUUAGCAAAUCGUCUUCGAAAAGUGCUGGACAGGGUGAUCGGGGAACAACAAAUGGCCUUCAUUGAAGGGAGACAACUGAUGGAUGGAGUAGUCAUAGCAAAUGAGGUUAUAGAUGAGGCGAAAAAGAAAAAGAUGGAAAGCUUUUUAUUCAAAGUUGAUUUCGAAAAAGCAUUCGACAAGGUGUGUUGGGAAUUCAUUGAUUACAUGCUGUUCAAAUUGGGAUUUAAUAUCAUUUGGAGGGGAUGGAUUCAAGAAUGCUUACGAUCAAGUAUGAUCUCAGUCCUCAUCAACGGAAGCCCGACAAGACAAUUUCCUGUUGGUAAAGGAAUAAGACAAGGUGACCCACUAUCUCCUUUCUUGUUCCUAAUUGUGGCGGAGGGUCUAAAUGGCCUAAUGUCUACUACGGUGGAGAAGGAGUUAUACAAGGGAGUGACGAUCGGCAAUGGAGCAACAAUUGGCAAUGGAGCAAUAAUGGUGUCCCACCUACAAUUUGCAGAUGAUACUAUUUUCUUCGGAGAGGCAACCGAAGACAACAUAAGGGUGGUUAAAUGCAUCAUGAGAAUCUUUGAAAUGGUGUCAAGAUUGAAAAUCAAUUUUGGGAAGAGUCAACUGUUGGGCGUGGAGGUGGAUAAUGAUUGGAAAGACAGAAUGACUUGCAUUUUAUGUUGCAAAGAGGGAAAAUUUCCAUUUAAAUACCUGGGAGUUCCGAUUGGGGGGAAUCAUAGAAGGUUAGCAAUGUGGCAGCCACUGUUACGAUCAUUUAGAAAGAAGUUAACUAGCUGGAAAGGACAACAUCUCUCUAUCAGAGGCUGGAUCAUGCUCAUUAAUUCUGUACUGUCUAGUCUGUCCGUUUUCCUGAUGUCGAUAUACAGAAUUCCCUCAGAUGGUACAUGGAAAUGGAAUCUUUCAUGGAGAAGAACCUUGUUUGAGUGGGAAAAAGAGGACACUAUGAAACUCCAAGGGAUACUAGACAACGUGAAGAUCACUCCUGGACGCCCUGACAAAUGGCAAUGGAUUCACAGCAGUGAUGGUCUCUACUCAACAAAAAUGGCUUAUUUGAAUUUGACAAAAGAACGGACGGGAUCGAAGGAAGCAAAAAUGUCAAAGAGAAUAUGGAAUCCCAUGCUUCCGAGCAAGAUAGCUGCCUCCAAUUAGAGAGUAAUACUUGACAGAAUUCCUACCAAAGUUAAUCUACAUAGAAGAGGAGUUAUCAAGGACAUGGAAGAGGCAAAAUGUGGUAUAUGCGAGGAGUAUGAGGACGCCAGCCACCUAUUUCUAAAUUGCAAAUUAAGUAAAUGGCUUUGGAAAGCUUGCAGCAGAUGGUGGGGGACCACGGUAGCAUUAAAGGAAGACUGUUGCA
Messenger RNA from Rubroshorea leprosula, 4230 nucleotides. NCBI's taxonomy places the organism in Eukaryota, Viridiplantae, Streptophyta, Magnoliopsida, Malvales, Dipterocarpaceae. The record is from the annotation of a GenBank genome assembly.